AGCUCACUCUCAGCCUGCAUUUCAUUAACUUUCUUCGCCACAUGUCAUCUUCUCCUCCCUCUCCGCUUCUCUUUUGUUGUUUUUUGCUCAUGACAUCUUCUUCUUCUUCCUCAAUGACACGUUUGUCAAAACCAAGAGCAUCAGUACAAGCUGGUAAUGCAACCAAAUAGGCAUGGGGUGUGCCCAGGGCAAGUCAUUACAGAAUUCACCACUGUGCGGUUUACACAAGUUGAAGAUGGAAAACGAGUAUGUCAAAGCUAACCAUGGAGAAGCACGGAGAUCCACUGGUCCGAGAUAUUUGGGCAAUGACUUGGGCAACAUUCCCCGGCCUGAGCCGAGGAAUAGCUGCACUGCUAUUCAAGAUGACAAUUUGACCACUAAAGAUGGGAAGACAGAUAAGGUGGUUGUUGGCGGUGACAGUGGUGGUUGUGGCAGUGGUCAAAAUAUUUCUGAGAGGAUGAGAUCUUUGAAUGUGGUUGGCGAGGAACAGCUGGUGGAUGGGUGGCCAAAGUGGUUGACAGAUAAUAUCCCUAGAGAUGUUUUAGCCGGAAUUGUUGCUAGAAGUGCAGAUUCCUAUGACAAGCUUUAUAAGGUCGGGCAGGGAACCUAUAGUAAUGUGUACAAAGCCCGAGAUAGGGAGACAGGAAAAAUUGUUGCACUAAAGAAGGUGAAAUUUGAUACAUCAGAGCCCAAAAGUGUGAAGUUUAUGGCACGAGAGAUCAUGAUUUUGCAGAAGCUCGAUCACCCAAAUAUUGUGAAGCUUGUAGGGCUAGCCACAUCAAGAAUGCAUUACAGUUUGUAUCUGGUCUUUGACUACAUGUAUUCUGAUUUAUCCAGCAUUAUCUCCCGGCCUGAAGAGAAGCUCACUGAACCACAGAUCAAGUGCUAUAUCCAACAAUUGCUUUCGGGACUGCAACACUGCCACGAUAGGGGAAUUUUACACCGAGACAUCAAGGGAUCCAAUCUGUUAAUAGACAAAAAUGGGAUGCUAAAGAUUGCAGAUUUUGGGCUUGCGAAUUACUUUGAUCCAAACAGAAAGCGCCACCUCACGAGCCGUGUGGUGACGCUUUGGUACAGAGCACCAGAGCUAUUGUUAGGGGCUACGGAUUAUGGAGUUGGGAUUGAUCUUUGGAGUGCUGGAUGUGUCAUGGCUGAGAUGUUUACUGGGAGGCCUAUUAUGCCUGGCAGGACUGAGGUUGAGCAACUUCAUAGGAUUUUCAAGCUAUGCGGCACACCCUCAGAUGACUACUGGAAAAAAUUGAAGGUGUCUCCCGCCAUCAGACCACCCCUGGUAUACAAACCUAGUCUGCAAGAAGUAUUCAGAGAGUUCCCACCAUCUUCUUCAGCCCUUUUGUACAUUCUUCUCGAUCUAGAUCCUGUGAUUCGUGGCUCUGCAGCCUCUGCUCUCCAAAGUGAAUUUUUCUUCACAAGCCCAUUGGCAUGUGACAAUUCUGGUUUACCGGUAGUCUACAAAGAGGAAGAUCAGCCAUUUCAAACAAAUGAAAGAAGAAUGCACUGGAAAAUGAGGCACCAAUCACGAAAGCAGAAAGAAUGCCAGAAGAAGGAUAUUGUAGCCAUGGAUGAACCACAAGGAGAUUUUGGCUUUUCUAAAGACGAGCCAAAGAAAAGCUCAGAGUUGAACCUGUAUCUUGGUGUUAGUGCAACUACUACCUCAUCUAGCAAGAAGCAUGCACAACCUAAAGUGAGUCCAACUACUUUAUUUUCUCCAGAUUUGUCGUCUUGCAAAAACACAAGUUUUGAAGCGCAUCCCAAUCCUGCCAACAAGAUUAAGAACUUGCCUCCACUACCAAAUGCCAAAGCAAGAACUAUUUUGCACAAAGGUGACAAUGACAACAAGUACAAAUUGAGUCGAGUCACGAGAUCUGUGUCCAGUAGAGAAUUCCGAAAGUUGGAUCAGAGAAAAUACCUAAGACUUCAGGCCGUUGAUGAUUAUUGAUGAGACUCUCUCGUUUUACCCUUCUGUUCUUUGAAUUUGGUGAUUAAGCAUGCUUAGGCCAAAAAGCAUUGUGGAGUGGACAACAUACAACAAUAUGAGAUUUUAGUUUCAUAACAAGCAAUUGAUGACUAUUCUUUAUUACGCUA
Rhododendron vialii is the source of this 2103-nucleotide messenger RNA. Its product is annotated as probable serine/threonine-protein kinase At1g54610. Lineage: Eukaryota; Viridiplantae; Streptophyta; Magnoliopsida; Ericales; Ericaceae. The record is from RefSeq and is a predicted model, not a curated record. The transcript is spliced from 7 exons. Gene Ontology annotation, biological process: positive regulation of transcription elongation by RNA polymerase II; protein phosphorylation. Gene Ontology annotation, cellular component: cyclin-dependent protein kinase holoenzyme complex; nucleus. Gene Ontology annotation, molecular function: ATP binding; RNA polymerase II CTD heptapeptide repeat kinase activity; cyclin-dependent protein serine/threonine kinase activity. Bases 173 to 1957 code for a protein of 594 amino acids.